GGUUGAUUUUACACUAUUUUCAACGGAGCUUGAAUUGGUUCAGUGCACCCACUAUGUACAUGUUGGUACGAUCGACCGCGCGCGCGACUGUUGACCGUGACGAAAAAAGUCAUUUGCAAACGAAGCUUACAAAUGCGUGCUAAUUAAUUUUCCCGUACGCUUAUAGGCCAGUGAGGUUUCAUUUUAUUUUUUUUAUUAACUGAAGUAAUUUUUACGAUUUUAAAUAUCAGUAUCUAAUAUUUUUUUUGAUUGAAGGGGGGGGUGGAGUUUGUAUGACGUCAUCCCAGCUCAGUUCAUGGUUCAUGUGGUUUGUGUUCAUCAUGCAGGUUGAACAUGUACAUGUACAUUACAUGUACAUGUACGUGUACCGUACAUAUACAGUGCAGUAUAUAUGUAUAUCGCGCAUAGCAGAUUAAAAAAUGGCUGAUCCCAGCACAUCAAAUUGCACAAGGCCAACUCGACGUGGCAGGCAGUACAGAACCUACUUAGAACCUGAGGAUUACGACAGCGAUGCAGCUGAGGUUCCACGUUCUUCCCGGCACAGAUGGAAGACCUGGAAGAAGCAGGAUUUCACUUCAAGUGCCAGACGCAAAGUAGAGGGACGCGUGCGCGAGGGGACAUCCGUCCUGGCUGUUCACACCCCUUCUCCAGUUCAGGAUUUUCAGCCAACUUUGCUACCAGAAUCAGAGAUGUUGGAAAGUGAUGACAUCUUGGACGCACAUGUCCCUGCCAGCUUCAGUGCAAUUAUUCAGGAGGAUGUUGCACCAGACAACUGUGAUGAAAAUGAUGCUGCAUCAUCAGUUGGGUUCAGUAGCUCGGAAGUAGACACCCAAGCAAGUGAUGGUGACGACCAAAGUGAUCCCUCAGAUUACGGUGGCGAAGAGCAAGAGGGGUUGUUUUCCAGCAGUGAAGAUGAAGAAGAUGAAAUGUUCAAUAUUGAUGAAAUAUUGAACCAUCCACUUUGUGAUGGUGUUGAAACAACCCGGGCAGAGGCACUUUUAAUGGUGAUGUCUUUUGUUAUGAGGUAUGCCCUUUCCACUGCAGCACUUGUUGGGUUGUUACAGCUCAUUAAUGAACUGUUUGGAAAACCGGUGCUAGUUGCGACAAGGUUUCUAUGCCAGAAAAUAUUUAAGAACAGACUCUUCAAGUUUUCAUUUCACUUUUAUUGCCAGUGUUGCUAUAGUCUUGUUGGUACUUAUGAAGGAGCUGGACAAGGACAUAUUCCUUGUCCUCAGUGUGACAGACCUUGUUCAGUUCAGAGUUUAUCAAAUGGCAACUUUUUUGUGACAACAAAUUUAAGGUCUCAGAUCAAAUCUCUUUUUGAAUUACCUGAUAUAGCGAGAAAUCUCACCUAUCGAUACACUCGUAUCAAAUGUAGGCAAGAUGGUAUCGAGGAUAUAUAUGAUGGUGAGAUAUACAAAAUGAUGUCUCGGCCUGGGCAGCCAUUGGCAAAUGAAAAAAACUUUUCGUAUUCAUUCAACAGCGAUGGUACGCCCAUUUUUAAAUCUUCAAAGUAUUCUCUAUGGCCCAUCUAUCUGAUGAUAAACGAAUUGCCCCCUAGGAUGAGAAGAGACAAUUUGAUUGUAGCUGGUGUUUGGUUUGGAAAAUCAGAACCCAAGAUGAACAUAUUUUUAGAGAAAUUUGUCACGGAGGCUAAUUUAUUAAUUACUGAAGGUAUUUCUUGGAAAAACAAUGGGCAGUUUGUUCACAGUGAAUUAUAUGGCAUUUCCUGUAAUGUUGAUGCACCAGCCCGUGCAACCAUGAAAAAUACUGUUCAAUUUAAUGGCUACAUGGGCUGUGGGUUGUGCUAUCAUCCCGGAGUGAGUGUGGAAAGAACAGUGAAAUACCCUGUUGAUGUUUGUGAUUAUUCUGAACGCACUGAUGAUGAAUUGCUGCAUGACAUGAUGAGAGCUACUGAUGAAGGGCACGUUGUAAGGGGGGUAAAAGGGCCAACUCCACUAAUAAAUUUGCCACAUUUUUCCAUUGUUUGGGGAUUCCCAGUAGAUUUUAUGCACUGUGUUCUUCUUGGUGUAAUUCGGCAGUUAACAGAAUUGUGGAUUGAUUCACCAGCUGGAAGUCCAUUCUACAUAGGGUCAUUGAAUAAUAUUGCAUAUUUAGAUAGCGUGUUGAAACAAGUGAAACUUCCCAGUUUCACACCUAGAACUCAAAGACCAAUAUCUGAAAGGAAAUUCUGGAAGGCAAGCGAGUGGUAUAAUUGGCUGUUGUUUUUAUCGUUGCCUUGUUUGUUGGGGAUUCUUCCACAUGCAUACUUCAUUCAUAUUUGUAGCCUUAUUGAAGCAGUGUUUUUGCUCCUACAAAAAUCUGUAUCUGAAGCAGAUGUGAACCGCGCAGAUAUACUCCUUUAUUCAUUUGUUGCGCAUAUGCAGCUCUUAUAUGGUAGAGGAAGCAUGACGUUCAACAUUCAUUCCCUAACUCACCUCCCAAAAGGUGUAAAAAUGUGUGGACCCUUGUGGACACAUUCAUGUUUCCCAUUUGAAACGGCGAAUGGUAAAAUCAAGGCUCUUCUUCAUGGCAACAGAGGCAUCAUAAUGCAAACAUUGCACAAAUUUCUUAUGAUUAAGUCUUUACACAUGUUCAAACUUGUUUAUGGGAUAUCCGAUCAAAAAAAGGCAUUUUGUGAACAACUUCUGUUAACCAACAAAUUUGAGCCAUCACAUGUGAUAGGUGAAAUCCAAUUAUAUGGCGUGGGCCAUAUGACUAAUCUGUCACCUCAGGAAAUGGCUGCCAUUCAGUUAACUGAUUUCAUUAUUGGUGAUGAAGCGUUAGCUUUUAACAGGAUGUCACUAAGAGGACUGUUAUUUCACACUGUGCAUUAUCAAAAGUCCAAAACCAGAAAUAACACAGUCAUUUUUACUGACCGUGGGAAGUUUGGUGUACUGCAAAGGAUAAUUUGCACCAGUCAUAAUGAAUGUGUAGUAUUACUCAAAGAAAUAUGUGUUGCGCCUGUAAAUGUUUUUUCUGAUGGAGCAUGUACAGUCUCUCACAUUAAGAAAUGUGUUGACUUUUCUGACCAUAUACAUGUUGUAAAUGCAUUAGGUAUUAGUGGGAGUUGCAUUAUAAUUAAGGUCAGAAACUCAUCUUAUGUUUGUCUCCCACCAAGUUAUGUUACAAUGUAGAAGUCUUCAUGCAGCAAUACAGCAUGUACAUAUGCUAUACUAUCAAAUUCUUCCAGGUUUCUUGGAAAAUGAGUAAUUGUAAAACUGCUGCAAAAGUGCAGACAAGUGUUGAAGUAUGUGUAUUAUGGCUCCUAGUCAUGCCCCAGAAUGAAGAUAAAUUUAUGCACAGUGCUGUAUUUGUGAAUCCAAUAUUUUACACCAACUAUACGUUUCUUAUUUUGUUUCAACUGUACGUUAUUAAGACUGGCCCACAUAACCCAUUUCUUGUAUAGUUACUCAAAGUAUCCUCUAUGGAUAAAGGCCCAGUACUGAGUUGGAAUUAAUUUGCAUAUUAUUUGGAACAUUUAGUUAAUAGAGUUAGAGUUUUAGGCUGGUCAACUUUUUAGUCGGAUCUCAUCAGAGGCUCAAGCAGUUCAGGUUCGGGUGUGUUUGCACAGCAGAUCCAUAGAGCAUUAGCUCAAGAUACAUGUGCAUGUAUAUUUAGGGGGAAAAUUCUUUUCCUGAGCUAAUGGGGAUAGGAUACAGACCAGUGAAACAGCUGAAUUCCCAAAAUCUUCAAGAGAGGCUGGCUUUUGAAGGCAACUCACAUCUCGAAAAACCAAGUAUAUUUUGUAUGAACUUCAUUCAACCUGUUCACUCCGGGGUUGGACACUUUCACAACUGUCACCAAUUUGGGCUGUAAUUUGACUCAAGUGUACAUGUAGCAACGGUUGUUGGGCUUGAUAAUUCAGUUGUACUUCAAAAUUUGGAGUUUCACUAGAUUCUGCUAAAUUGUGUUUUGAAUGACAAAUUUGUGAUGUACAUAACUGUAAAUAAAUCUUUUUUUGUUGUAAAUGACAAGCCAAGUUUCAAGAAGUUCUCUCGUUUUCAAUGACGUGUCCUGUAACAGAAAAAUAGUUUACAGUUGAGGCCAGUUUGUCAGAGUCCUAUUGAAAUUCAUGAGACUAUUAACUC
Acanthaster planci (crown-of-thorns starfish) is the source of this 4091-nucleotide messenger RNA. RefSeq lists its product as uncharacterized. The record is from RefSeq and is a predicted model, not a curated record. Lineage: Eukaryota; Metazoa; Echinodermata; Asteroidea; Valvatida; Acanthasteridae.